UUUUGAUUGCGUGUCGUUUGUUUCGUCGUUGCCGUUGCGCUUACCUCUUUGACUUUGCUGUCGUUUUGUAAUGUUUAAACACUUGUUUCUAUGGUCUAUAACGUUUGUUUUGUCCGUUCUCUCCGAUUCUCAAGUGGAGCGAUCUGGCGAAACUGCGAAUUUGGCUGGCACCCUUGACAUUAAGGGUGAGGCACGGCCCUUUCAAGCCGAAGUGAACAAACUAAUGCACUUAAUUAUUAAUUCUUUAUAUUCAAAAAAGGAGAUAUUUCUCCGCGAACUUAUAUCGAACGCCGCUGACGCCUUAGACAAGGUUCGACUUCACUCCCUCACUAAUCCUAAUCUAGGAUCUGAGCUUGAACUUACUAUAAAGAUCCGGGCCGAUAAACCUGCAAGACUGCUGCACAUUGUUGACACGGGCAUAGGAAUGAGCGAGAGUGAACUUCACAACAACUUAGGUCAAAUCGCUCAUUCUGGGACGGCAGAAUUUUUGAAAACCUUGAAAGCAGAGGAUAGCAAAAAUUUGAUUGGGCAAUUUGGCGUUGGCUUCUACUCGGCGUUUCUUGUUUCCGAUAAAGUGACGGUGAAGAGCAAGAGUGCUACUGACGACCAGUACCUGUGGGUUUCCAACUCCAGUUCUUACGUCGUUGCCAGGGAUGAAGCCGGCCCUUUUGUACGAGGCACUACUGUAACUCUUCACAUCAAGAAUGACUCUGUAAGCUUCUUGGAGCAGGAAAAAUUGGAGAAGUUAAUCAAAACUUAUAGUCAGUUUAUAGAUUAUCCCAUUUACCUAUACAAGGUGGAGGAACAGGAAGUUGAGGUAGAAGACGAGGAAAAGAAGGCUGAGUGGGAGAAGAAGAAGGCCGAGAAAGAAGCUAGGCUCAAGGAGAAAGAGGAAGCCGGGGAAAAAGAAGGGACUGUUGUAGACAAACAUGAGGAGGAGGACGAUAUUGGAGACGAGCCGCCGAAGAAGACCAUCACGAAGACGAUCGCUGAUUAUGCUCUUAUGAACUCCGUCAAGCCUUUGUGGGCCCGCGAUCCCAGCGAGGUCACCAAGGACGAGUACCACUUGUUUUACAAGUCCUUCACGGAAGACGAGAAACCUCCCCUUGCGUACGUGCACUUCAAAGUAGAGGGAAACGUUCCUUUCAGAGCUUUGCUCUAUAUACCUCGGAAAGCCCCCUUUGAAAUCCUCGAUAACUUGAAUCCGAAAUCGGACAUCAGUUUUCACGUUAAUCGCAUUUUUAUAACGAAGGAUCUCGGCGACGACUUUCUCCGCAAGUAUAUCUCCUUCGUCAAAGGCUUCUGUGAUGCCACCGACUUUCCCCUGCAAGUCUCCCGUGAGAGCGUUCGCCGUAGCAAUUUAAGGAUUGUGGGCAAUAAAAUUACCAAAAAAGUUCUCGACUUGAUAAAGAAUCUGGCCAAAGACCCGGAAGAGUACUACGACUUCUGGAAGGAGUAUUCCAAGUUUAUCAAGCUGGGCGUGGCCGAGGGCGAUGCCAACAAGGAGCGCCUUGCCGCUCUGCUGAGAUACCAGUCUAGCUACACCAUUGGCAAGGACGAGAAGGCACUUACCUCAUUGGAGGACUAUGUGUCUCGAAUGAAGAAGAACCAAAAGGUUAUCUACUUUCUUUCGUGCCAAACAAUAUAUGAGUGCAAAACGUCGCCACUCUCUGAGAAUCUUAUAAAGUUUGCCUACGAGAUCCUGUUCUUUACAGACUCCAUCGAUGAGUUCAUAAUGCAGUCCUUCAGGGAGUAUAAGGAUUACAGGUUCCAGAAUAUUGCUAAGGAUGGAGCCAAGAUUGGGGAGCAUUCGAAGAAAAGGAAGGAAUAUAUUAAGCAACAGGAGGCCGCUUACGAAUCGCUCAUUAAGUUCCUGUUAUUGGUGCUCAAUGACGAGGUCGACCGGGUGACUAUUUCCAGCCGCCUCCACAGCUCCCCCUUCGCCGCCAUAACCAAGGAAUGGGCGCACUCUGGCACCAUGCAGAGAGUGCAAAACACGCGCACUAGAGACAGGGGAAUCCACGAAAUUUACUUUAACCAAAAACUGAAGCUGGAGAUUAAUCCGCGCCACCCAAUCGUUAAAAAGUUGUUAACUAAAACUGACGCCAUUGUGGCCGAGGGGGCAACAGAUGAAGACAUCUUAUUGGCAGAUCCCGAGUUAAACGAUAUGUGCCGAAUGCUUUACGAAAUGGCUAAAGUCCGCUCCGGAUACGAGUUUAAGGAUCCUAUAAAGUUUUCGAAGCUUCUUGAAAGCAGCGUUCUUCGAUUUUAUAAUAUUGGAUCUGACGAAGUGCUAGAAGAAGAGCCUGUUUUUGACGACGAUGAUGCCGGCGAAACGAAAGAUGAGGAAGGAGGCAAGGAUAUGGACGAUGAAGAGGGAGGGGAGACUCCAAGUGCAGAAGAAAGCGAGAGGGAUGAGUUAUAAAAGUAAUAAAGACUAAUAUGCAUUUCA
Messenger RNA from Zophobas morio, 2452 nucleotides. RefSeq lists its product as uncharacterized. Gene Ontology annotation, cellular component: perinuclear region of cytoplasm; endoplasmic reticulum. The record is from RefSeq and is a predicted model, not a curated record. Gene Ontology annotation, molecular function: ATP hydrolysis activity; ATP binding; ATP-dependent protein folding chaperone. Gene Ontology annotation, biological process: protein folding. The transcript has 18 exons. NCBI's taxonomy places the organism in Eukaryota, Metazoa, Arthropoda, Insecta, Coleoptera, Tenebrionidae. The coding region runs from base 71 to 2425 and encodes 784 amino acids.